AUGGAUGAAGAGAAUAAAGUUUAUCAAUGUUCUAAAAACAGUGAUGCAAAUUUACGUAAACAUUUAGCAAGUUCAGUCCAUCAAGUUCCAAAUGUCUUAUAUGCAUCACAAACAAAUGAUGGUUCAAAUGUUCAAGUUCCAAUUCCAGGUAUAUCACCUGAACGAAAACUUGAAUUACACACUGCUGCAGUUGAUUGUAUAUUACGUGAUGGUCUUGCAUUUGGAGUAUUUCGUCAACCUGGUAUGCGUCGAUUUCUUCAAAAAGCUGUUCCUGGAUAUGCUGGUCCGAACCGUAAAACGGUUCGACAAAAAAUAGCAAAAAUAUAUUCAUCAUACACCACCAAACUUCGUUCUGUUCUAUCUAAAGUUGAUUUUAUUGCACUUACAUGUGAUUUGUGGCGAAGUUCCAAACGGGUACAUUAUAUUAGUCUUACCGGUCAUGUUUUUAAUACUAAAUAUGAAACUGUUCCAAUUGUACUUGGUUGUCGUCGUAUUAUCGGUCGUCAUUUAUCAACAACUAUUGAACGUUAUAUUGAAUUCGAAUUAAAACGACUUAAUAUUAAACAAGAACAACUUGUUAGCAUUACCACUGAUAAUGGUUCUGAAAUGAAAAAAGCAACAUCAACACUUAAAUUUGGUAAUCGUAUUUCUUGCAUGGCGCACAACCUCAACCUGGUGGUAAAGCACGGUCUCUGUCUUUGGAAAGAGCCAAAUCCCGAUGAGUAAGUAUAAAUUAACAACUUUGUACUUACCAGAAAACCACAUCAAGUGAUACCUUCCAUUUUAAUCCAUUUGUGUUUCAUCCAAUCGAAUAUAUUGAGAUAAAAAAAGAAAUGAGCAUCCAUAAUUUUUGAAGAAAGAGAUGUGUGGAAUUGUUCUAUUAGAUUGUUUCUUAUCUUCACAAACUCGAUCAAAUGAGGUAUGGAUGAAUAAAAAUGGAACCAAUUAGUUUGUGUAGUUUCUAUUAGGAAAAAUUUGUCUAAAAACUUUUUUUAUAUCAUUUGGAUGAACAUACCCUGAAAUUAGUUUAUAUUUAUUAAUACUAAAAUUAAGAAGUAUUUUCAUCGUGUUCUGGUAGAAAAUGCUUUGUUGAUCCUUGUCAACUUUAUUCUUUUACUUUAUGUUGUGUUGCUAAUAAAGAGAAGUUUACCCUGUUUUUAGACGCAAUCAUUGGUAUUGUAACAUCGCUUCUUCAUUGAAAUUAUUUUCUUCUGCCAUUCUUCUGAUUUAUUAGUGGUUUAGGGCAAUAUCUUUUUUUUCCUCAACUUUGAUAAUUGAAGAUAAUGUGAUAUAGUUCAAUCAUGUAGAGUCUGUAAGCAAUAAAUUAAGGCAUAAGCUAUAUUGGUGUUCUGUUUUAAAAAAUAAAAUAUAAGAAAAAAGAAAUUUGACAUACAUAGUUUUAACUAAAUAAUUUGAUCAUCCGUAUUUAACACAUUACUGAUUUGAUGGAUUUAGAAUGAAAACAAAAGACUUGGUAUUUUGUGUCUUUAUCAAUCAUCAAAUGUAAAGCCUAUUUACAUUCUGAAUAUAUUACCCCUUUCAGGACGGAAUUUUUUUAUCAAAAAUUGGUUCUUUUUAUCAAUUUAUUGAAUUUGACUCAAAGUUUUUCCAUACAAAGGGUGUAGGGGUGGGGGUGGAUGUAGGUGUGGGUGCGGGUGUGGGGAUGGGGGUGCGUGUCGGUUUGCGUGUGGGUAGUGUGGGUGACUGUUUCUUGUUUUCACAUCCACACGAAUACCCACCCCCACCCCCACCCUCAUUGUACAAUCAUAGAAAGAAAAACAAAUGUCUG
This is a messenger RNA of Rotaria sp. Silwood1, 1789 nucleotides long. The record is from the annotation of a GenBank genome assembly. NCBI's taxonomy places the organism in Eukaryota, Metazoa, Rotifera, Eurotatoria, Philodinida, Philodinidae.